Molecule: messenger RNA, 152 nt
Organism: Pelobates cultripes (western spadefoot toad)
Lineage: Eukaryota; Metazoa; Chordata; Amphibia; Anura; Pelobatidae
Source: the annotation of a GenBank genome assembly
AUGCCCAAGACAUCGCACGCCUCACGACAAAAACGACGACAUCUCCGAAUGGCACAUCAGACAUCAGACGUGACAACACACACUGAGAUUGCACUCACACCCUACGCUAACACAAAACAUACUCAGGAAGAAACAUCAGUCACCGAGACCAC